ACCUUGGGUGUCCUGCGCACAGACGUCCGUCGCGUAUCAAACGUCUAUUCCGAUCCGAGAGGAGUCAAUCUCGAAUGCAACGUAGAUAAUUUUUAGAUUAGUAGUACACAUCGGUUAGCGUGAGGCUCCACGAUGCCUCUAUUUGGCAAAAAAGAUUUCGGGAGGAAAUCUAAAAAGGAAAGUCGCGAAGCUGAGAAGCUGCCAUCCAUCGACGACAAGUAUGUAGUGAAAGAUUUGCUCGGCACUGGCGCUUUCUCCGAGGUGCGCCUCAUCGAGAGCAAGGAGAACGGCCAGCUGUUCGCGUGCAAGAUCAUCGACAAGAAGGCGCUAAAAGGAAAAGAGGACUCUCUGGAGAACGAGAUCAGAGUUCUGAAGAGAUUCAGCGAGGCGAAGAGCGAUGGCGCGGACAAGAAGAUGUUUUCUCACCCGAACAUCGUUCAGCUGCUGGAGACUUACGAGGACAAGAACAAGGUGUACCUGGUGAUGGAGCUGGUGACGGGGGGCGAGCUGUUCGACCGCAUCGUGGAGAAGGGCUCCUACACGGAGAAGGACGCCGCCAAUCUCAUCCGCCAGGUGCUGGAGGCGGUCGACUACAUGCACUGCCAGGGCGUCGUGCACCGCGACCUCAAGCCCGAGAACCUGCUGUACUACAGCGCCGAAGAGGAGAGCAAGAUCAUGAUCAGUGACUUUGGCUUGUCUAAGAUUGAGGACUCCGGCAUCAUGGCUACAGCCUGUGGCACCCCGGGAUAUGUGGCUCCAGAGGUCCUUGCCCAGAAACCGUAUGGCAAGGCCGUAGAUGUGUGGAGCAUAGGAGUCAUCUCCUACAUAUUGCUGUGUGGAUACCCACCGUUCUAUGAUGAAAGUGAUGCAAACCUGUUUGCACAAAUUCUAAAAGGCGACUUUGAGUUCGACUCGCCUUAUUGGGAUGACAUAAGUGAUUCUGCUAAAGACUUCAUACGGCAUUUAAUGUGUGUCGAUGUUGACAAGAGAUAUACUUGCAAACAAGCACUGGCCCAUCCAUGGAUAUCAGGCAAUGCGGCGAGCAGCAAGAACAUCCAUGGCACCGUGUCCGAGCAGCUCAAGAAGAACUUUGCCAAGUCUCGCUGGAAACAGGCAUACCACGCCACCACCGUCAUCCGGCAAAUGCAGAAGAUGGCUCUUAGCAGCAGCAGCUCGAGUCGCAAUGCAGCCUCCAACUCACAGAGCAAGCAGUAGCGAGUGGACUGACCCCCUCCCGCACCUCGCACCCGCCAUGCUUGUUCCAGGUACUUAAAUUAGUUGUUCCCAACAAUUCUGACAGGGUUUGUCUCUCCAAUUAAUAACAUUGAAACUGAAUUAUGAUCUGACAAUGAGACAACAUCUAUUGAUAUUUUAUUUGCUCUCAUAACUAUGUUUAGAUCUGAAGAUUUUAUUUUUUAUUCUCCUUACAAUUAAGAUUCAUUUGAAGUGUUCUGUUUAAGUGGGCGACUUUCUUUAACACAUCAGUUCGCAAGUGAUUAUUAAAUUGAUACUUGUGGCUGACAUUAAUUGAAAUUCAUUGUCAAAUCAGUUGCUGAGAAGCAAGUGCUAUAUUUAUCUGUGCCAUGACUUCUCUAAAACUAUAUUAUUAUGUACCUAUCUACUUACUAUGUAUCAAAAAAAAUGCUUUUAUCGUGUUCUUAAAGUUAAUUGGAACAGUGAUUUUAAUGUUAUCACAUAGUGUUACAAGAUCAACGAAAGUGUUAUUAUUAUUCAUAAUAUGACUAGUCAUUGUGGCUUAUUAAAGAUGUUGUUAGGUCUUUUAAUAAGUGAAAGGUAGUCACAAAGCAAUAUGAAAUAUUCUAUCAUCAAAUUGUUAUUCCUCUAUCCUUCUUGAUACUUACUCAUAAACUUAUUGAUAGGUUUUAAACAACUGACGAUUUUAUGUUCAAAUAAAAGAAAAAUAUAUUUCCUAUUUCUAGAUAAGUACAAGACGUUUUUCACGUUGAUCACUCAUUAAAAUCAUUAUUUAUCUAUACUUCAUACAUGUACCUUUGCAUUGGAAUAGAAAUGUUGUUCUCUUUAAAUAUACUGCCUAAAAUAAUUAUUGCUAGUGGACAGUGGUGAUAAUCACAUAUUAAUAAGUGCUAUGUUAUUAGAUGAGUUGUCCUUAUUAUCUGAAUCUUAUAUUUACUGAAAGUUGUUACAGUUAAAGGCGUCACUAAAUAUCAAAACAUGAAUUUAAUUC
Plutella xylostella (diamondback moth) is the source of this 2206-nucleotide messenger RNA. RefSeq names its product calcium/calmodulin-dependent protein kinase type 1. NCBI's taxonomy places the organism in Eukaryota, Metazoa, Arthropoda, Insecta, Lepidoptera, Plutellidae. Gene Ontology annotation, molecular function: protein kinase activity; ATP binding. Gene Ontology annotation, biological process: protein phosphorylation. The record is from RefSeq and is a predicted model, not a curated record.